GCCAAUAACAAGCGUCUCCACGUGAUGACGUUGCCUGACGCGUCACCACGGUGUUUUGACUUUGAGCGCGUGUCUUGUCCAGGUAGUUUGAAGAUGGAACCCGACCCCGGUGUCAGCUCCGUGAGCAUGUUUGAGGACGAGUCGGUGGAUGUUCGCUACAUGAACGGAUCCCAGUUACAAGUGUCCCCGUGCGGCGGCGAGUUCCUGCUGGUGAAAGCCUCAGACCCCUCCCGGCAUCCUCUGCAGCCCAGAGAGAGGGUCCGCCAGAGGACCAGGUUCACCAUCAGCACAUACAAGGAGUUGAUGACAGCUGCACUGGCGUUUAGGAAUAAAUAUGCAAGUCGACCAUACCUGCCACAGGAACUCGUCCCUGCUGAACACAAGACGCCUUUCAGCAUUGACUCAGAUGUGAUGUGGCCUGAGCUCUCCUCCUGUGAAGCUGAGCUCGGGCCUGGAGGUGAAACCAUCAUCAGGUCUCAGGAGGGACGAGCUGCACUGAUGCUGUCGCCCUCAGGAGAAGAAUUCUCUGUCGAGUUCCAGUGCAGACUCAGCCAGUUUCAGAAUCAUCAGCACAGUGCGGAGAGUUUCAGCAGGGAUGUGGAUCGCAGGGCGGUCAGUGAGCAGCAUCCAGGGGAGAAGUACCAAUCAACCACAGUGGUCCAGCAUCACUCCUGCUUUGCUUAUGCCCCCAUGUGGUGCUACCCUCUCUCCUUAGCUCUCCACCACUGGACGACGCGUGUCUCUCAACCUACAGAAGUUAUAGCGGUUGGCGCCAGCGAUUCUGCCCAAGCAGAGAGGAAAUUAAAUAUGUCUGACAUAUCUAGUGAAGAGAGAAGGUCUUGUCUACCUCAGGCCCUGGCUCUCACAUGUCCGUCCCCUCACAGACACAGGUGGAAGAGUAAAGAUGAAGACCAUCCAGCAGAGCUGAUGAAAGUGAUGUGGUGUCAGGGAGUCACCUACAGGAUACUGAGUGGAGCUGUCUCAGUCAUAGAGGUUUCUCCAGGAGAUGGAUCAGUGAUCCGUUCUAACGGUGUCCUCAACACUUAUUUUACCCAUCACCGCCCUGAGCUCCAGUCAGGGCAGGUGAAAGAGAUAUCAUACCAUCUGAAUAACCUUCCACCAGAUGUAGUGGGACAGGCCUACUCCAUAUGCUCCAUUGUAAAUCGUGCAAGCAGGAUCCUCACUUGCUAUGACCAGGCCAAACAAUCCCUGACGCUCCCUGCUGCACCCAGCUGCUUGCAAGGGGCCAUAGAGGGGAAACAUUUUUCUAAACCUGCAGUGCUUGAAGGAAAUCUUGCACCUGUUGAGCAUCACAUGAAUGUUACAGAGAGAGAAGAAAACCUGUCGGAUCUUGUAGCUGCCGAAGUGGAGAAGAUAAAGCGGUUCAACUUUCUUCUGGAGAAUAGCCACCUGCAAAGAAGUGAGAAAGCAUGUGUGGAGCAGCACCGUCCUCCUGCAGAGGAGGAGACUCAUGAACCAGUGAGUGAGAGCUCCAUUGCUGAAGCUCUUCAGAGGACAUCCAGAGCCAUACAGGAGAUUGAUGCUCUCGUGUCUGCAACCACACUGACAUGACGGAGUGAGCAGAAACCCCUUCGUCUGAGCUUCAUUGGGAAGAUAACCAGUUCCAAUGACAUGGGGCCUCGUGAGCGAGAUCCAUCUUCUUUGUGGCAGUUACUGUUCCUGAGGACUGGUGACGUCAUGGGUGACGUCAGAGCUCUCGCAUUGAAAAUUAUUAUCUAUCCACACUAUCUGCUCUUCAUCAUAUACAUAAAUUAGGAUUUACACACUUGAAUUCGAAAAAAUACUUGCUAAUAUUUGUGAUAAAUACUGUGGACAGACUGUCUGUGUCUGUCUUCACAUAGUGAGUGUAUUGUGAGUUGAUUAUAAACUCCAACAGAGAGAGCUAGUGCAACCAAUAAUGUUUAUCUCCAAAAGUUUUAACAUUGGUCUUUCUGUGCUCUGUCAGCUACAAAUAAAAACAUUGCUCACUUCAGACUUAACAUUGUGUUGCAGCUGCUGCAUGGAUGUUGACAGUUUUGGCAAAGUGCUGAUUCCAUUUAAUGUGGGGAGAGUAUGUAAAAUAAAGUCACCUGUCAGAAUGUUUGGUAAACACUUGAAAAUGAAAAUGUUGUGAUAUAUAAGGAUAAUGCAGUGUUAUGCCUUUUAACAGUCACAUGAGAAUAUUGUUGUUGUGUGUGCUGAUAUUUUUUUAUAUUGUCUAUGGUUAAUCUCUUUGUUUAAAUCACCUGACCAAACUAUUAAACUGAUAUGUUGUGCAUGGUUUGUCCAUUGUUGAUGCCAAUGCUUUUUUAAUUAA
This is a messenger RNA of Paralichthys olivaceus (Japanese flounder), 2317 nucleotides long. It is a transcript of the gene c4h5orf34, whose product is annotated as chromosome 4 C5orf34 homolog. The record is from RefSeq and is a predicted model, not a curated record. Lineage: Eukaryota; Metazoa; Chordata; Actinopteri; Pleuronectiformes; Paralichthyidae.